AAGACCCACAGACGGUCUAAUAAUGUGCAGUCUGCUGACACUGGAUGACUGGAAACAGCAGAGAUGAAGGAGCUAUGGGUUAUGGUUGUCUUUGCUACAGUCUCUUUUCCACAGGGGGAUCUCACCACAUCCUCUGCCAUUCCAACCACCAUUGACAUAACUAUCCCAACUACUGAUGACCCUUUAACGCCUGACUCUCCAGCUAGUGCCCCUCCAACUAAUGACAUUCCAACUACUGAUAAUCUAACUUCUGAUAGUCCAACUACCGACAUGCCAACUACUGAUAAUCUAACUACCGACACUCCAACUACUGAAUACCCUGCAGCUACUACUGGUCAUCCAACUACUAGUUACCUAACUACUACUGAUCCUCCAGCUAUUGGUUACAUAAACACUACUGGUCUUGCAACUACUGGUUACCCUACCUCUAUCCCUAUCACCAGUAUUAGUCUCCCCACCACCUCUCCUACCAUCUCUAACACCACGUAUAACACCAACACCACCACCUCUCCUACCAUAUCUAACACCACCUCUCCUACCAUCUCUAACACCACGUCCAACACCAACACCACCACCACCACCUCUACCAACACUACCACCACCUCUACCACCACCUCUAGCACCAUCUCUAACACCACCACCACCUCUACCAACACUACCACCACCUCUACCAACACCUCUCCUACCAUCUCAAACACCACCACCACUUCUCCUAUCAUAUCUAACACCAUGUCUAACACCAACACCACCACCAUCUCUCCUACCAUCUCUAACACCAUGUCUAACACCACCACCUCCACCUCUACCACCACCACCACCACCUCUACCACCACCACCACAAUCUCCACCUCUACCACCACCACCACCUCUCCUAUCACCUCUACCACCACCACCACCACCUCUCCUAUCAUCUCUAACACCAUGUCUAACACCAACACCACCACCACCUCUCCUACCAUCUCUAACACCACGUCUAACACCAACACCACCACCACCUCUACCAACACUACCACCAUCUCUCCUACCAUCUCUAACACCACCACCACCUCUCCUAUCAUCUCUAACACCACAUCUAACACCAACUCCACCACCACCUCUCCCACCAUGUCUAACACCACCACCUCUAGCACCACGUCUAACACCACCACCUCCACCCCUACCACCACCACCACCUCUCCUACCACCUCUACCACCACCACCAUCUCCACCUCUACCACCACAAUCCUUCCUCUGGUCUGUAUCAACGGUGGUGAGCUGCAGAGUGGAGUCUGUAUCUGUCCUGAUGAGUGGAACGGAGAGACCUGUUCAGAGGGGAAUUUCUGCAAUUCCACCAUCAUUGGUGAUUUUUCCUUCCCAAGAACAACGGUUGACUGGUCUGCUUAUUCAGAAGAAUUGUGUGAUGAGAAUACAACCAGUGCCGGUUUACCAAAAGCCUCAGCAAGAUGUUUGAAUGACACUGGAUCUCCAAUGUUUGGUCCUCCUCAUGUUCUGCAGUGUGAAUUAACCCUCAGUGACAUUCUAGGAAAUAUCUCCAGCAGUUCAGGUGAUUUACUAGAGUUAGCCUUCAGUACUCAGAUCCUGACCUCCCACCCAGAGCGGCUGUCAGCUGACAACAUCACCACAGCAGCUCAGAUAGCUAACACACUGCUUCAGUCUGCAAAUAUCACAGAGGACAUCGCAGUGGCAGCUGUAACCACCAUCAGUCAGCUGCUGAAUGCCAGUGAGGAGAGUACACAGGAGAGAGACGCUGUCCAAAACCUCACAGAGACCCUAGAGAUGUUUUCCCUGGACCAGCACAAUAAUGUGUCCUUGGUGGUUCAGCCCAACCUGGUAGUCCAGUCGGUCCAAGUACCAAGUGACACAGUAGGGAUCCAGUUUACUGCUCUGACUGGAAGAUCUGGUAAUUUUGUGGCCAACAGAAUUCGUCUCAACACAAAUACUUCUGAACUGAUAGCUGAUGAAGGAGGUGCGACCGAUGUCCAGAUUGUCAUAGAAUUCACACCAGUUUUACGUAGUAAAAACACAAACUACUCCAUUGGUUUUGUGCUCUACCAAAACGACCGGUUCUUCAGGUCCAGGGCUUUCAGAGCUUCUCCAGGAACCAGCAGAAGGGUCAUCUCUGCUAACCUGGGACAAGUGUCUGGGUUACAUGUUGAGAUGCUCUUCAAGCCCACAGCUGUUCCCAACACCUCCCUCUAUGACUUUGCCUGCGUGUCAUGGAACUACACGUUGAAAGACUGGAGCACCUUUGGCUGCUACAAAGUCAACCACUCAGCAGACGGCCUGCGAUGUUUCUGUAAUCACACCACUAACUUUGCUGUGCUGAUGUCAUUCAGGAUGGAUUUUAAAUACGCUGAAGUGCUAAACUGGAUCACCAUAUUGGGAUGUUCCAUGUCCAUCGUAGGGUUGAGUUUAACAAUAACAUUCCAGUUGGUGACCAGGAAAUCACGCAAAACCAACCCAACAGUCCUCUUAGUGAGCGUCUGCAUGUGUCUCCUGAUCUUCACCCUCCUCUUCAUGUUGGGAGUGGACAACCCUCAUAAACAGCUGGACAAACCUGAAAUACAGGAGGACAACAUUCUCCCCCCGUCCGACACACACACAGAGCAGGACAGAGGGCCUUGUACUGCAGUGGCAGUCCUGCUGCAGUACUUCCUGUUGGGGACGUUCACCUGGAACACGCUGUACGCCACACAUGUCUUCCUGAUGAUCAGAAACAGCCUGGCCACCAGCCCGUCACACUUCACAGCCUAUACCGUGGCCAUCGGUUGGGGACUGCCUGCGGUUGUGGUGGCCCUCACCUUAGGAAUUAGUUACAGAGUGGAUGAUCCACUGGGAUACAGGCAGGAGGAAUUUUGCUGGCUCGCUGCCCUCAAUCCAAAGGGGAACUUUGACUUCAAGCUGCCAAUGUUUUGGGGGUUCCUGAUACCUGUGGCGUUCAUGCUUAUCUUCAACACGGUGGUGUUGGUAUGUUUUACAGUUACAACAUGCAAGACCAACCCACAUUUAACCAGUACAAGACACACAUCGAUGAAGAAGAAGUUCCUCAGUAGCUUUUCUCUGGCUGUGGUGCUCGGUCUCUCCUGGAUCCUGGGCUAUCUGUUGCUCAUUACACAGAACCAGACCAUGUACACCAUACUCAACAUCUCCUUCUGUGUUCUCACCACCACUCAGGGUUUGCAGAUUUUCAUUCUGUUCACCGCAAGAACAUCAAUUGUCAAGAAAAUGAUGGCAGAUGCUUUGAAAUCUGUCUCUAGUGUUGAGAUCCCACGUCACACCAAGAGGUUCAGUCUAUGGCGAGGCAAGCACACUGAUAACGUAGAAUCAUACACACAGCUGGACCCUAUUGUGUCAACACAUUAACCCUUUAUUAACUGCCACAUAAUUUUUUUCUUCUGAAAUAUAUGUGUAUUUAACCUUAAUAUAGGCCAUAAAUAAUUAGUAUUGGAUUGCUAACAUCUCAACCAGCCUGUUCAGUUGCCUAAUUAUGUUAAACUCAUUUUGUAUUGGAUUUUACAUAUGCUUUUUAAAUCAUCUGAAAAAUGGUACAUUAAUUAACUUCAGUUACUUAUAAUGGAAGACACGCCAAGAUAAAUGAUGACUGAUAUCAAAUAUGAAUACAAUAUGAUAUAUUUGUGUGUCAAUAUAUGACUAUUCAAAUAUAUAUACAUUAAUGUUUACUGUUUAUAUGUUCAUAAUACCUGUAAAAUUACAUGUCCUGAAAACAUUUGUGAAACAAAUUGAAGAUAACAGGCAGACUUUAAAUACUGAUAUGAAUAUGAAAAUAUAUUUAUAUUUGCACAGACAAAAAAAUCCCACAACAAUAUUUUUCCAUUGUCCAUAAUAGCUAGCUUUGUCUAAAUAGCAUUCCUUUAAUGUGCAACUCAACCGCCAGGUAGAGCAUAUUUUUCAAGAGUUCCUCAAAUUAAUAAAUAACAUAUUAGUAAUUUUGUGAUACCAAAAAUGAUGUUUUAGAGGUCAACAACAUUGUACAGACAUGUAAUAUCCCAUUUUAUACACAAUUAGUACUGACAAUGUCAGAUUAAUCAGGUUCAGUUUUGCUCAAGUUCACGUCCGGGUUUUUAACCAUCUUUGAAUGUUUGUGUAAAAAUAUAUAGGAGUCCAAUAAUGAAAACCACAUGGUCAUUUUACUAAAUGGCAUGAUAAAAUAUGUUGAAUAAAAGUUAUGUUUAUUUGAAUUUACA
Messenger RNA from Oncorhynchus nerka (sockeye salmon), 4205 nucleotides. RefSeq names its product adhesion G protein-coupled receptor G7, tandem duplicate 1 (gene adgrg7.1). Lineage: Eukaryota; Metazoa; Chordata; Actinopteri; Salmoniformes; Salmonidae. The coding region runs from base 64 to 3363 and encodes 1099 amino acids. The transcript has 16 exons. Gene Ontology annotation, molecular function: G protein-coupled receptor activity. The record is from RefSeq and is a predicted model, not a curated record. Gene Ontology annotation, biological process: cell surface receptor signaling pathway; G protein-coupled receptor signaling pathway. Gene Ontology annotation, cellular component: membrane.